UUAACUACGAUAUAAUAAACCCCACCAAGUCGAGGUACCACUACAAUCCCAAAUCACCCGUUGGAUACGACACGUGUUAUCCAUCCAGGCUAUCUGGGAUCGAGCCCCAACGAGGUACUGCAUUCCGGCCAAGCCCUCCCUUCUCUGGCAGACAAAGUUGCAGAAGCCCCACCUUUCUGCCAGAAAACCUCUCCUUUCCCCAUCCUCUGCCUCUUGGGAACCUAAGGGAGCACCUAGAUCGCCAUCAGAAACCUUGGGAAAUGAUUUGAGGAACCUUGGAGCGGGUUGCGUCCUUCUUUGGAGCUCGGCGGAGCUUCGAAGGAGAGGUUCUCCCUUUUUGCCUAUAAAUUCCUUUGAAUCUUCCUCAAGAUCCAGACCUCUUGUUUCCCUCUUUUUUCCCUUGUGUUUCUGCUUAGAGCUGGAUCUUUUUUUCGCCUUUCCGGGCCUUGUUCGUGUCGACAAUCUGCCAAGAAACCGAUCUUGUCGGCUUUUUUUCGAUCAAAAAUCCAAUCUUUUGGAGGGGUUGGGCUCCAAAGAUCUGAUCUUCCUGCGUUCUCGAUCUAGUGGCCGUUAAAUAUCGGCAUUUUAGCGCUCUUUCACCGUCGGAUGUCGCUCCCGUUCCAGCAGCAGCAGUUGCCCCCGCCGCCCCCGGUGUACGCGACGUCGUACCGAGCUCAUGGCGAGUCCGUGGGGCCGGUGAUCGCCGUUCUGGCGGUGAUCGCCGUCCUGGGCGUGAUCGCUGGGAUCGUGGGGCGGCUGUGCUCCGGCCGGACCAUAAUGGGGUACGGGCACUACGACCUGGAAGGGUGGUUCGAGCAGAAGUGCGCCUCCUGCAUCGACGGGAGGCUGGAGGUGGCGCGGCCCAGCGCCAAUGGGACCGGGGCGGCGCAGCAGGCCAAGCCGUCGGAUCGGCGGCCGGAGGCCCCAGCGGAGGCCGCGGAGUCGUGAUCUGAGACUGACCUUCCGCGGAGCCUCUCUGUUCAAAAAAAAAAAGCUUCCUUUUUUUCCCUUUCUUUCUACUAUUGCUUUCUUUAAUUUUCUUUUCUGAAUAGUGUAACUUUUUCUUCUUCUUUUUUGGUGUUUUGCUACAUUAUGAAUAUGGAACCCAUGGAAUGAAAUAGAUUUGAGUUUUUGGGAA
This is a messenger RNA of Musa acuminata AAA Group (dessert banana), 1138 nucleotides long. RefSeq lists its product as uncharacterized. The coding region runs from base 607 to 948 and encodes 113 amino acids. The transcript has a single exon. NCBI's taxonomy places the organism in Eukaryota, Viridiplantae, Streptophyta, Magnoliopsida, Zingiberales, Musaceae. The record is from RefSeq and is a predicted model, not a curated record.